Molecule: messenger RNA, 2883 nt
Organism: Drosophila miranda
Lineage: Eukaryota; Metazoa; Arthropoda; Insecta; Diptera; Drosophilidae
Product: meiotic recombination protein W68-like
Exons: 3
Coding region: 620-1621 (333 amino acids)
Biological process (GO): reciprocal meiotic recombination; meiotic DNA double-strand break processing; meiotic DNA double-strand break formation
Cellular component (GO): nuclear chromosome
Molecular function (GO): ATP binding; DNA binding; DNA topoisomerase type II (double strand cut, ATP-hydrolyzing) activity
Source: RefSeq, a predicted model, not a curated record
UUACAUGUGCACAUACCUACUAUAUCAACUGACGUUUCUAUAUACUUGCUUACGUAUGUACGUCAGAUAUAUAUACAUAUGUAUGUACCAAUGUAUAUAGGGUGGGCGUGUGACGACCCGACCCGACCCCGUCCUGCCUGUCCCACAACCAUUGUUCCGGCUAUUGAAAAAAACCCGAAUUGAUGGGAUAAAUAAUUGAUUGACCCUUAAAUUCUCCGUAUUCAGAUACGGGGGCGUGGCCAGGAAAAAAAACACAGCUGUUGCGAUUGUAAAUCCAUCUACUUAACCAAAAAAAAAAAAAAAAAAAACAAGUACUAUUUCCAAAAAGAAGAGACGAAAUGUCUGCAAAGAACAAGGAAAACCGAAAACCAGUUUUGUGCCAAGUUUAUCAAAGUUAACAUAUUAAUACAAGUGUAAACCAUCGAAAAAAGUUAUUAAUAUUAAGAUUAAACAAUAGUUAAAUGUAAAUAAGGAAAGUAAUUGAGUGCCAUCUUUGAACCAAUUUUGUGUAAGUUCCUUAGAUUUUAAUUCAUCUUUAAGCGAGGUAACAAGCAAGGUAACAAGAUAAUAUCUAAGAUUAAAGAUCUACCAUUGAGGAUAAGUUCAUUGAGAGCAGGAAAUGAGCGGCGAUGUUGAGGGGAUUGUGGUGCGACUUUUGGCCAGCCUGGUGCUCCACGGUGAUGCCACGUUCAUGGUACCCCAGAUGGGUCCGGUAUCGAGAGAUUCUCGGAACGGAAACGGAUAUCGCCGAGUGUCGUAUAACAAUCGACGGAGUCGCCAUCGCUUCUGUCUGGUGGUUUAUAUGCUGGCCAAGAUUCACCGGCUGCAGGUGAACGGCGGCAGCUACACCGUUCGGGGGCUCUACUACAGCGAUCCCCACCUGAUACGGACGCAGCGGCACAUUGCCGCAGCCAGACUGGACGUCUGUCAUAUGCUGAAAACGUCGCCUACUCGCUUGGGAGUGCUCUCCGCCUCCAAGGGUCUAAUGGCAGGCGACAUACGGAUGCUCAUGACCAACGGAGAUGUCUUGGACUGCAGCGUAUAUAGCGGGGCUAUCAUAUUGCCCACGGACACCGAGAAGGUGGAACGCAUUGUCACCCAGGCGGACUUUGUGCUGGUCGUCGAAAAGGAGUCUGUCUUCGAGAGCCUGCUGGCACGCGAUCUGUUCGGCACCUUCGGUCGCCGCUGCAUCCUGGUGACCGGCAAGGGCUACCCGGACUGCAGCACGCGGCGCAUCGUUCACCGGCUAUCCACAGAGUGCCACUUGCCGGCCUACAUACUCGUCGACGCCGAUCCGUUCGGCAUUGAGAUAAUGCUCGUCUAUCGCCUCGGGUCGCAGUCCAUGAGCUUCACAUCGGGAGACCUCGCCACGCCUACGCUACGGUGGAUUGGCCUCCACCCCUCCGAGAUACCGGCCCUCUCCAGUGGUGCGGUUGCCCUUAGCAGUGGGGAUAACAAGAAAAUCUAUGACAUACUCGCCCGCGACUACAUUGGUCCUGGAGUGCGACAGGAGCUGCGUUCGCUGCGGCAGAUUCAGCAGAAGGCCGAAAUCGAGAGUGUCAUUGACUUCCUGUCCACCGACUACAUUCCGAACAAAAUAAAUCGGAAUUUAUUUCUAUAGACUCCUCGAGAGACCUCUCUGGAAAGCUCAUUUAAAAUGCAUUGAAAAUGUAUACGAAUAUUCCUUAAAAUUGUUAGAGGCCUGAAAGGCAAAGAAUAACUACAUUCAAACCAUAUUAAUUUCUUCAUAUAUCUACACAUAAUUAUGACUUCAAUUACUGAACUUGUAGCUGUAUCUACUACAGAUUUAUUAGUUCAAUUCAAUAUUAAUUUUUGUAAAAACAAAUAUGGCGGACUUCCAAAGCAGAAAUUCAAAAAUGGCACAAACUUAAACGAAAACUCAAUGGAAACUCUGUAAAUAUAAAUAAUCAACAGAAAUUUCCAUUAAUUCUUAGUAAAUUAAUAAUUCUUUUUCAAUAACAAAAAACUGGAAAAAUAAUUUUAAAGAUUAAUUUCUUUAUAAAGAUAAUCAUAAAAAUGGCAUUCCAGAACGAGAAGUGGAUUUUGAUGUUGAUUAUUGAAUGACAAAUUGGCAAAACUGUAACAAGAGAAUAUCUAUAUUUCGGAUGACGGAUAAUUUUUAGUUGGCUAUUUUUUAGUUAAUGAAAUACAGACGAAAUCUUAUUUAAUGAAUACCAUAAUUUUCAUAUUUAGAAAACUAAUUACUACAUUUUGUUAUUAUUAAGUAUCUAAACAUAAUAACGAUUGUUGAAAUACAAUAUCGAAUGUCCGAAAUGGACUAUUCCGACUGAUGCACUUGCUCGAUAAAUACAUUGAAUGGCACUGUGAAAUGUCCCCUAUUUCCACAGUGGCCAAGGAAAACGUAAAUUGUGUGUAGAAUUAGGCUAAAUAUAAUAUGUAAGGGAUUCAAGUGCAUAUAAAUGUAUAGUCCGAGAUUAAAAUAGUUUAUAGGUAUUCAUUUCGGUGGAGAUACACUCCCCGACACUUGAAUAUGACAUACUAAAACGUACACUUUAGGCACCAAUAUUUCCGGCACAAGCCAAAGAAAACGGUGAAUUUGAAUUUUCCUCAAAUCUCUAUUCAAUUUAGCAUAAAUUAAAAAAAAAAAUAAUAGCAAUAUUCAUCAAAGUAGAUUGAGGAAAAAAAUUUAGUUGACAUAACUCAAAUUUCCGCUCCCAAAAAAUGCGACACUUGAAUACGACAUUCACAUUGAAAAAUUUUUUAUUUUGGAUGUGGUCGCGACCAGACAUUGAAUAAACUCUCAAAAAUUUGAAUGUUAAGUAGCUUCACGGAUGACAGGAACCGCCUGGCAUUAGGAUAACUUUAGGAGGAGAAACAAUAUAGACUCACCGGCAAGUACUC